AUGAGGCCUCUGGAGCUCCGUUUCGUCUGUGACUCCUACCAAGAAUGCCUCGAAGAGAAAUCUCAACUAACCCAGAUGUGCGACCAAAAACAUCGGAAAUGGGAUAAAAAAUGUGCGCAAAAAAUGAAAAAUGACUUUGAUGGAAUUGGAAAAUACGAAGAAAUGAUAAAAAUUGAGUCGAAAAAUUGUAUAGAAGCAGAGAUGAAGGAGAGAAAUCAGUCGUAUAUAACGAGUAAGGAUAAGAACCGAUUCUGUGCCAGUUACCUCUUCAACCGUCCGGAUACCAAUGGAGACUGUCCACUUCGAAUCGCACGAGCACAGAAUCGAUGUGAUGCGUUGAGACGGUGUUGUGAGCCGGCUGUUCGAUGCGAACAACAAACAAUGUACAGCGAGAAUGGGCGGACAUUGAGCGGGUUGAAGGAGGAGGUGGAGAUCAAAAUGGCGGAGUGUGCACAGCAUGAAGAAGAACUCCGUCCACACCCUCAAAACUCCCAAAAUCCUCUCUCCGACAAAUCUACGAAAAAGCAACGAAAAAUCAAAAUAAUCGAAUCGCCGCCAUUUUCACUCUGUCUGAAAUAUCUGCAGUGUCAAAAGGAUGCACAUCAAAUGAGAGUUAAUUGCUCGAAGAGUUCAAAUCGCCACUCCCUCGACGGUCUCGACUCAGAUGACACUUCACAUGCGACGUGGCAGACAUGCAAGACAUCUUUAGAAGAAGACUUUUAUCUGAUGAAUCAGCGAAGAGAAGAAGCGUUCGCCUAUCUGGAUAAAUGUGUUCCGAUUGCAAAUGUGACAAGAGAGUUUCAGAUAACUGACCGGGUGUGUCGUGCGAGUACACUCAAAGAGAAAAAACCGAGAAAAGAGGCAAUCAACUGCCAUUUCGAGGUGUCAAGGAAACGGAAGGAAUGCGCUCUGUUGAGAGAUUGUUGUGUGCAGGCUGAUGUAUGCGAACGGAGCGCCUUGUACGCCGUAAUCUCCGACGAGUACCUCCUGCGGCGGACUCAACUCCGCGAGACUCUCGACGCUUGUAUGAGUCAGGGAAUCGAUGAGGCGAAUUUGGUUUGA
Molecule: messenger RNA, 1062 nt
Organism: Caenorhabditis remanei
Lineage: Eukaryota; Metazoa; Nematoda; Chromadorea; Rhabditida; Rhabditidae
Exons: 7
Coding region: 1-1062 (353 amino acids)
Source: RefSeq, a predicted model, not a curated record